Messenger RNA from Racocetra persica, 706 nucleotides. The record is from the annotation of a GenBank genome assembly. NCBI's taxonomy places the organism in Eukaryota, Fungi, Glomeromycota, Glomeromycetes, Diversisporales, Gigasporaceae.
AUGGCCAUAAGAACAAAACCCGGUGGUGUAUUGAAUGCUGGAGUUGAGCAAUCGGACUCCAAUGAUCCAACAUUGCAAGAUUUGUUUCUUGAAUUGGAAGAAUACCAAGAAUUUCCAAAAACAUGCAAAAAAUGUCACCUUCCAAAACCCGAGCGUGCACAUCAUUGUUCUGUUUGCAGAAAAUGUGUGUUAAGAUUUGAUCACCAUUGCCCUUGGAUAGCAAAUUGUGUUGGACAUUUCAAUCAUCGUUACUUUUUAUUAUUUAUGACUUAUUUGGUUAUUGGAUGUUUUUACUUUGCUCUCGUUGGAUGGAAACCAUUUUUAUUGAGUUUGGAAGAAACUGGGGUGUGGGAGUGGUGGAUGCCACGUCCUUAUAUGGCUUUAUCAUUUUUGCUCGCGGUUGCAAUUGGCCUGGCUUUGGGGGGAAUGUGCUCAUGGCAUUACUAUCUAAUCAUGACUGCACAAACAACAGUAGAGUUUUAUAACAAUCAGUAUGCGAGACGUACUGCAAAAGCAAAGGGAGAGGUAUAUGUGAAUCCAUACGACCUCGGUCCUUUAUUAAAUUUGUGUCAGUUCUUUAAUGUUGGCCGGAAUUAUCCAAUAUAUACGAUAUUUCUACCAAUACCAAUAUCUCCACCAGGUAAUGGUAAGGUCUGGGAAAAAAAUGCCAUGAGUUACUCAAGUGUUCAAACUGAAGUAUCAGAAG